ACUGACGGACGCCGAACAUUUUUUUAACAGUUUCAGUUCUUGGCACUUCACCCUACGUUCGCUGUAUUAAUUUAGAAAACAGUUAAAACAGACUCUAAGAGCGGAUUUUACAACGCUAAAAAUCGUGUGUAUACUUGAAAUAACUAUGGGGGACGGUCAAGUAACACCAGAAGUUGUUAUUUAUCGACUUUGUCAAGCAUUAUCAAAAGACAAAAACGCUGAUUCUCUUACCAAGACAACCCGCUAUGCUCUACGAAUGUUAUCACAUUGUGAGAACACAUCUGUUCCUAACAUUGAUGAAACAGCUCUGGUUGAAAAAAUUAAAAUUCAGUUGGUCAAGCAAGAUCAAAUGGACGCAGCAGUUAAAAUAGCGAGUUUGCAUCGUCGAUUACAACAGUGCAAAUUUCUACAAAAUCGGUGGUCUGUACUUUACUUGCUGCAUUCACUCUCUGGAAAAGCUGAACAAAAGUUCUCUGUUGGUUCACUGAAAUUCCGGCAAGGUUUGGCCGCGGCAUCAACUCCAGUGAACGGAAACUUUUCAAAUGAAUCGAUCACAUCAAGCAGUGGCUUUGGUACUGCUGCUCCAAACAGCUCGAGAGGCUUAGGAACAUUUUCAACUUUACCUAGUGAGAUACAAACUCCAAAUGAUCGGACUUCUGCUUCUCUACAAUCAACAGACCUGUCAUCUAGGUUAGGCUACUCCCUCACACCAGCAUUUGGCUCCAAAAUGCAAAGUUCAAAAUUCACCCCUAACACUGUAGUUAAAGCCGAUACUCAGGCAACUCCACUCAACCAAUCCUUUGUCACAAAGUCGUCGAACAACCGUGACAAAGUGACCGAGGAUAAUCUGAUUCAUCAACUGCUCUAUGUUUUCCAAGGUAUUGAAACAAAGAACAUAAAACACAGCACCAGGGAAAAUGCUUUCUGUCUUAAUAGCGACGUGGAUGUAGAUAAAAGAGAUAAACAACUUGUGCACAAGUUAUGUGAGAUGGGCUGGCUGCAUAACAGGAUAAAGAAAUACAUUACUACAAGGAAUAAAGACAAAGCAUUUGGUUUGGUUGGAAAGGCAUUUUGUGCAGCUCUGCAGCAAGAGCUAAACGAAUAUUACAAACUCUUGUCCGUGUUGCAAUCCCAAACUCAACAAUCGGAUUCAGAGGGAAAUUCUCCACUAACACUCGUCAAACUUGUUGUAUGGACAAAUGAACCAAUGGACAGACUCAAGUGGAUUGCAUCACUUGUUGAUAAUUGUCAAGGCAAAAAAGGUGGUACCCUGACAUCUAUGGUUCAUUCAUUCAUGCAGACUGGUGACAUGGCAGCAAGACAAAUCACACGCCGAAUUCUGCAUGUUGUUUCACAGCCUAUCUUCCAUUUUAUCAACAAGUGGAUUUAUGAGGGAGAGCUGUAUGACCAAUACCUUGAGUUUUUUGUAGCUGUUGAUCUAUCGGUUGGAAAUGAGAGAUUAUGGUUCGAUAAAUACCGGAUGCGGACCUCUAUGAUCCCAUCUUUUAUCAAAGCAGAGCAAGCAAAGAAGAUUCUUCUCGUCGGGAAGUCAAUCAACUUUCUCCGUCUUGUGUGUCGAGAUCGAUCUCCCAUUAAUCUCAAAAAGAAUCAAGAUUCAAUGAAAACACUUGAAGAUCAGUCUUAUGGUCUCGAGUUUGCUUCCGAGCUAAAAGUCCGAGUCGAUGAAGCAUAUCGUGUCACGAGUUCUCACCUCCUGCAUGUCCUGAACGAUCGGUAUAAACUGCUCACUCAUCUGACUGCUUUCCGGAAGUUUCUGUUGCUUGGUCAAGGAGAUUUUAUUCGUCAUCUCUUGGAUUUAUUGCAAACUGAAUUGGACAAAGCUGCAAGUCUUCUUUAUCGUCACAACCUCAGUGGUCCAGUGGAGGCAGCAGUGAGAGCAUCCAAUGCUCAAUUUGAAGAUCAAGAUGUCCUCGCACGUCUCGACUUCCGCCUCCUUGAGAUCAACCCUGGUGAUUGUGGGUGGGAUGUUUUCAGUUUGGAUUAUCAUGUUGAUCCUCCUCUUAAUACUCUUAUCACACCUGAUGUAAUGUUGGUCUACUUGCGUGUGUUUAACUUCUUAUGGAGAGCAAAACGCAUGGAAUAUAACCUGGCUGUGAUCUGGACAAAAACAAUGGAUCAGACAAGGAAGCUGGCUCCAACACUAACUAACCUACAAGGUGUUCUUCAUAACUGUCACACAUUAGCUGCGGAGAUGGUUCAUUUUGUGCACCAAAUGCAAUACUACAUCGCAUUUGAGGUUCUAGAAUGUUCUUGGGCAGACUUGCAGGAGAAGUUGGAACAAUCCAAGGAUCUAGAUGAGAUCAUCACUGCUCAUCAUGAUUUUCUACAAUCCCUAAUGAAGAGAUGUCUUCUUGACCAGCCAUCUAGCAACCUUCUGAUGCAGCUGAGGUCAAUCUUUGACCAAAUAGUGAAGUUUGAACAUUUACAGAAGGAUAUAUACGAACAGUCAAAUACUGAACUGAAAGCUAGACUCCAGUAUGAAAGAGUCAUUGCUGAAUCUGUCAGCAAGGGUGUAUGGGGUGUUGAUGUUGAAAAAGAACCCAUAGAAAUGAACAGAAGGAGAGAUUUUCGUAAAACUAUCAUCCCAGAAAUGAGAGCCCGUUUGAAAGUGUGUGCAUGUGCAUACCAGGACAUGGUUGUGAUGUUUUUGAGGCAAUUAAGACAAGAAAAUGAUGCAAAUCUAAGAAACUUAAGUUGGCGCCUCGACUUUAAUGAACACUACAGGUCAAAAGAUGUUAGCGCAAAAAGCACUAAGAAAACUGGUCGCAAACAAGUUUCUGUCCGAUAAAUACAACCAUCCAACGAUUUUGUGUGUAGCAUGUUAUUGCAGUAAAAUGGCUGCUGCCGAAACUCAAAAUCGUAGUUAUUUUGCGCAUAUGGUAUUUAGUUCAAACUUUUGUAUACUAGCUGAAUAAAUAUUUGAAACAAAA
Molecule: messenger RNA, 2951 nt
Organism: Ciona intestinalis (vase tunicate)
Lineage: Eukaryota; Metazoa; Chordata; Ascidiacea; Phlebobranchia; Cionidae
Source: RefSeq, a predicted model, not a curated record